AUGUACUCGGAGAAGCAGGAGAAGGGCUCGCUGAGGUCCGUGGCAUUCGCUGCUGUGGUUUUCAGCACCGUAGCCAUUGCCACGUGUCUGAUCACGUUCCCAUUGGUCUUCCAUUACGUUCAGACUCUUCAGGCAUCUAUUCAGGUAAGAUGCGGUGGAGAAUUGAGAUUUUUUCAAGAUUUGGUGGCAUUCUUUGAGAUUUUUCUUUGCUGUUCUUGAUCAUAGGCAAUCACAAGGUCUUGAAAUUGAAGAUGAGCUGUAAAAUUCAGCCUUGGGUCUUCCUAAAUCCUCGACUUUUAUCAUUCUUUAGGGAGAAGUUGAAUACUGCCGUUCCCGUUCCCGCGACCUCUGGAACGAGAUGCUGGAAGUUGGCUUCGAGCCCGAAGAAGACUCCUCCGCCGCUCCCGCCGCCUUCCUCCUGAAGCGUGUGGCUCGGCAAGCCGCGGACGACGUUUGCUGCACCUGUCAGCAAGGCCCGCCCGGCCCAGAUGGUCCACCCGGACCACCAGGAAAAGACGGUUCUCCAGGUGAAGGACCGGGAGAACCAGGUCCUCCAGGGCCUGAUGCUGAACUUCACGAUCGAUUGUUGCCAAUUCCACCGCAAUGCCCUUGUCAAGCGCCGACUGGACAGCCCGGGCCACCUGGCCCACCAGGAAACGAUGGACAGCCAGGGGCACCUGGAAGAAGUGAGCUUGUUUGGUUCUUUAGGGAGUUUGGAGCAUUUUUAUGGGAUUUAUGGGCUAAAAAACUGUUUUUCAGACGGCGAGGACGGCAAAGAAGGCCCCGCCGGCCCUCCAGGACCUCAAGGCCAAAAUGGUCAACCGGGCCAGCCCGGUCAACGAGGCCCACCCGGAGAGCCGGGCCAACUCAUUCCCGGCGAAGCGCAACAGCCCGGACCUCCAGGCCAGCCCGGAAGACCAGGCCCUCCAGGGUCACCGGGACGCGCCGGUCCACCCGGCAAAGACGGCGAGCCAGGCCCAACCGGUCCACCCGGCGAGAAGGGACAAAAAGGCCCUCCCGGACCCAGUGGACCAUCGGGUCCGCCAGGCAAGGCGGGUCAACCAGGUGCUCCAGGAACCUGCGAUCAUUGUCCUCCAGCCAGAUUGGCGCCCGGAUAUUAA
Molecule: messenger RNA, 1121 nt
Organism: Bursaphelenchus xylophilus (pine wood nematode)
Lineage: Eukaryota; Metazoa; Nematoda; Chromadorea; Rhabditida; Aphelenchoididae
Source: the annotation of a GenBank genome assembly